Messenger RNA from Pyricularia oryzae 70-15, 4148 nucleotides. RefSeq lists its product as uncharacterized. The record is from RefSeq and is a predicted model, not a curated record. The coding region runs from base 102 to 3932 and encodes 1276 amino acids. The transcript is spliced from 2 exons. Gene Ontology annotation, molecular function: methylcrotonoyl-CoA carboxylase activity; metal ion binding; urea carboxylase activity. Gene Ontology annotation, cellular component: mitochondrion. Lineage: Eukaryota; Fungi; Ascomycota; Sordariomycetes; Magnaporthales; Pyriculariaceae.
GGGAGACUGGCCACUCGAUUGAGGUCGAAGUCUGGGACCUGCCAGAGGCUCAGUUUGCAGGCUUCUUUGCCACGAUCCCAAGUCCACUCGGUCUCGGCUCCAUGGAGCUUGCAACAGGCUCUUGGGUCUGUGGCUUCAUUUGCGAGCCUACGGGCUUGGAAGAUGCGGAGGACAUCAGCCAUCAUGGGGGCUGGAGAUACUACAUGGCAGCCAAGCCAGGAAAUGGGAUUGCCACCAAGUCCAGAAAUGGUGUCGUCGCCGAAAAGGGACAUCUUUCGUCUGCGCUUAGUUGCGAUAUGCAACACCCGCCACGAUCGAUCAAGUCGGUUCUGGUAGCCAACCGGGGGGAGAUAGCGGUCCGCAUCAUCAAAACCCUCCGAAACAUGGGCAUCAGGUCCAUCGCCAUCUACUCGACCCCCGACGCAGCGGCCGAGCAUGUCCAGAUCGCCGACGUGGCCUGGCCGCUUGUUGGUGACACAGUCAGCGAGACAUACCUGUCCCACAGUCAGAUACUGGAAGCCGCCAAGACGACGGGCGCGGAUGCUGUGAUUCCAGGGUAUGGCUUCCUCGCUGAAAACGCCGACUUUGCCGCCAAAGUCGAGGAAGCAGGCCUUGUCUGGAUCGGGCCGACGCCAGACCAGAUGCGCGAUCUGGGGUUGAAACACCGAGCGCGUGAGAUUGCCCAAGCCGCCGGCGUCCCUACAGUCCCAGGGACGGCGCUGCUCGAGGACAGCGCCCAGGCGGUAGCGGAAGCGGGCAGGAUCGGGUUUCCUGUCAUGAUCAAGAGCACCGCUGGCGGUGGCGGCAUUGGACUGCGUGUUUCACACGAUGCCGAAUCACUCAAGGAGGAUUAUGAGAGCGUCCAGAGACUGGCAGCUUCCAACUUUGGUGACGCUGGUGUUUUCCUGGAGCGGUUUGUCCAGCGAGCACGCCAUAUCGAAGUGCAGGUUCUAGGUGACGGAAAUGGGGCUGUCGUCACUGUUGGGGAGAGAGAUUGUUCACUCCAGAGGCGCAAUCAAAAAGUCGUCGAGGAGUGUCCGGCCUUCUUUGUACCUCAUGAGGUACGACAGAGGAUGCGGAAGGCUGCGGUUGAUCUCGCUGCAGCGGUCAGCUAUCGCAACGUUGGCACGGUCGAGUUUAUCUAUGACGUUGACAAGGAGGAUUUCUUCUUUCUCGAGAUGAACACGCGUCUUCAGGUUGAACAUCCGGUAACGGAAGAAGUAAUGGGCCUGGACCUCGUCGAGUCGAUGGUUCAGCUUGCAGGCGGCCAAGGUAUCACUUACAAACAUAAAGACUUUGAUGCUGACGACAAGUUCUCGAUCGAAGCCCGCAUCUAUGCCGAGUCUCCGCUGCAGGACUUUCGUCCGUCCUCUGGCAAGCUGCUCGAAGUUCAGUUUCCUGCAAACACCCGUGUUGACACUUGGGUUCGUUCUGGAACAGAGUUGUCGUCCUCUUAUGACCCCCUGAUUGCCAAGAUCAUCGCAACCGACAGUUCCAGGAGCGUAGCAAUAGACAGGCUCCUCGAGGCCCUAAGGUCCACAACAAUCACUGGCGUCGAGACAAAUGUUGAUUACGUGGCCCAGAUCGUAGCAUCACCAAAGUUUAGGGGCGGCGAUUUCACCACCAAGACUCUGGACGCAUUUGCUUACCAACCAAGAGCCAUCGAAGUACUGGAGCCCGGUCCAGGGACAACGGUACAAGACUAUCCCGGCCGAACCGGCCACUGGCACGUAGGUAUUCCCCCCUCGGGCCCGAUGGACAGCUGCUCCCUUCGAAUGGCAAACAAACUUGUGGGAAACGAGGAGGGCGCCGCAGGACUUGAAUGUAGCAUCCAGGGCCCGAAAUUGUUGUUCCAUUGCGAUGCGAUGGUGGCCGUGGCUGGGGCGCUCGCCGACGUCUCGAUUGAUGGUCAGAUCGUCGAUUCCACCAAGGCAAUCCAGAUCCAAAAGGGCCAAUUCCUAUCCGUGGGAAUACCAAGAUCUGGCUCUCGUUCUUAUAUUGCCUUUCAGGGUGGAGGUCUCAAGGUGCCCGACUUCUAUGGCAGCCGAUCAACCUUUACGCUUGGACGACUCGGAGGUCACAAUGGGCGAGUACUGCAGUGCGGAGACCUUUUGCGACUGGAAAGCCAGCCACUCGAAAAAGCGGUGCCAUCUCAACCGGCAACGCUUCCAAGACUUCCAGUCCCCACAGGCUCCGUGUCGCAAUGGAAGCUUGCCGUCAUGCCCGGCCCGCAUGGCUGUCCAGACUUCUUCACUGCCGAAGGAUACCAAGAGCUCUUCAGUGCGUCUUGGACUGUUCACUACAACAGCAAUCGGUCGGGUGUCCGCCUGAGGGGUCCUACGCCGCAGUGGGCGCGUGUGGACGGCGGCUCUGCCGGCCUGCAUCCGUCAAACAUACACGACAGUCCAUAUGCGAUAGGAAGCAUCAGCUUUACGGGAGAUGAUGCGGUGGUGCUGACGGGCGAUGGACCCAGUCUGGGCGGCUUUGUGGUAUUUGCCACCGUGAUCACGGCUGAGAUGUGGAAGUUUGGACAGAUGCGACCUGGCGAUCAGAUUCAACUCGUGCCGGUACAUAAGAGCUGGGCGCUCGAUCAGGCAGCCAUUCUGGACGAGACUAUUGAAAAACUUGUGGAUCUUCCUGACUGGUCAACUGAGGCCUCGGGUACUUUGACCCAGGAGGAUCUCGCCUCUCAAGCAGUCACUCUUGUAGACGGAGAGAACGGUAUUGUCUGCCGGCAGUUUGGUGACCAGGCUUUCCUGCUCGAGUUUGGACAGCAUGACGGAUUCAACCUAUUACAGACCUUCCAGAUCGCAAGCCUUGUCCGGCAACACAAAGCAUCGCCAAUACCACACGUCCGAGAGCUGGUCCCCGGUGUCCGCACGUUGCUUGUCAUGUGCGACACGCUGGUAACAGUUGACAAGGCCCUGGAAGAGCUCAGGUCGCGGGUUCCGGCGCUCAUACAAGACUUACCGACCGCGCUCCCGUCCCGCCGCGUUCGGCUACCAUUUGUCUUUGAUGACAGAGUCUCCCAGGCGGCCGUCGACCGCUACAUGACCACGAUCCGCAGCUCGGCGCCGUACCUCCCGAGCAACGUGGAGUUCUUGCGCGAGCUCAACUUCCCCGACAAGGGCGUGGACGCCGUCCGGGAGGUGCUGGAAAGUGGCGAAUUCUUGGUGCUGGGGCUGGGCGACGUCUAUCUAGGCUCGCCUUGCGCGGUGCCGCUGGACCCGAGGCAUCGGCUGUUUGGCACCAAGUACAACCCGUCUAGGUCCUUUACGCCCCGGAACUCUGUUGGCAUCGGCGGCCAGUACAUGUGCAUCUAUGCAACGGACUCGCCGGGGGGUUAUCAGCUCCUGGGGAGGACGGCCCCGGUCUGGAACUCGUACGGAAGCAGCAGCAGUGGAGGGCCUGCGUGGAUGUUCCAGCUGCUGGAUCGCAUCUCGUUCCACCCCGUCCCUGAGGAAACGCUGGACUCUGCCAUCGCAUCCGGCAAGUACCACGAGCUCAUCAGCAUCGAGGAGGAUGCACUGAAUCUGCAAGACUACGAAAAGUGGCUGAGCGACAACGCUCAAGACAUCGAGCACGUCGUGCAACAGCGCGUUCAGGCGGUGCGAUGCGCGCCCUUUUACAACGAGCUCCUCAGGCCCUUUCAGGACGCCAAAGACGAUGCCGUAUCUGGCCCGGGACAGGCGGUGCCUGAUGAUUCUCCGGGCGAGCGGGUCAAGGCCAACAUACCAGGGAGGUGUUUUCGUAUUCACGUCAAAGAAGGACAGGAGGUGAAUGCGGGAGAUGACGUGGCGUGGAUCGAGGCGAACAAGAUGGAGCUGAAAAUAUGCUCGCCGGUACGGGGGAGGUGCGCCAGGGUAUGCGUGGCGGCGGGCAGCAUCGUUAACGCCGGCGAUGACUUGGUUGUCAUUGCUCCGGUGUCGUAGGGAGUGGGGGCGGCUGAUUGCUGGAGUGUUGAUCUUGUUGUCUACCUGGGAUAAGUACCUAGGUAGUCCCGAGGAUGAAGCGGACAGAGCGGACAUUGAAGAGGAAUGCUUGCAUGACGGAUACCUUUGAUCCAAUCAAGGAGCAAACUGACUUGUUAAAAGAUGAAAUUCAAACCAUAAUUAUCCCAUACGAAACUGAGUUGAAGUUGAAUUGGA